Messenger RNA from Hibiscus syriacus, 714 nucleotides. Its product is annotated as dehydration-responsive element-binding protein 1D-like. The transcript has a single exon. The record is from RefSeq and is a predicted model, not a curated record. Gene Ontology annotation, biological process: regulation of DNA-templated transcription. NCBI's taxonomy places the organism in Eukaryota, Viridiplantae, Streptophyta, Magnoliopsida, Malvales, Malvaceae. The coding region runs from base 16 to 639 and encodes 207 amino acids. Gene Ontology annotation, molecular function: DNA binding; DNA-binding transcription factor activity.
GUUUUAUUUUCAAAAAUGGAUUCUUUUGCUCAAGAUUUUGAGACGAUGGUUUCAUCACCGAUGUCUGAUAACAGAAGUGGAACUGGAUGUCCGGCGAAUUUUCCAGAUGAGGAUGUUGUGUUGGCUUCGAGUUGUCCGAAAAAGCGAGCGGGGAGGAAGAAAUUCAAGGAGACACGGCACCCGGUGUUCAGAGGAGUGCGCCGGCGGAACUCCGGGAAGUGGGUUUCUGAAGUGAGGCAGCCUAAUAAGAAGUCGAGGAUUUGGCUGGGGACUUUUCCCACUGCGGAAAUGGCGGCGCGUGCACACGACGUGGCGGCUAUUGCUUUGAGAGGGAAGUCAGCUUGUCUGAACUUCGCGGACUCAGCUUGGAGGCUUCGUUUGCCGGCUUCUACCGAUCCAAAGGAUAUCCAGAAGGCGGCGGCAGAGGCGGUUGAGGCUGUUCAAGUGGUUGAGCAGGGAGAUGAAAACACGUGGAUGGGGUGUGAGAGCGAGUUUUAUUUGGACGAGGAGGCGGUUUUGGGGACGGAAAGGUUUAUGGCGAACAUGGCGGAGGGGAUGAUGAUGUCGCCGCCUCGGUUUGGGUUUAACGUGAAGGAAGCAGAGUUUGAUUAUGUGCGUCUAUGGAGUCACUCCAUUUAAAACCAGUUGUGUUUCACACAUUUCAAGUACAAAUAGGAGCUUUAGUAUACAUACAUAUACCCCUGCAGUGUGACA